This is a messenger RNA of Thalassophryne amazonica, 2248 nucleotides long. It is a transcript of the gene nek10, whose product is annotated as NIMA-related kinase 10. The transcript has 24 exons. The record is from RefSeq and is a predicted model, not a curated record. NCBI's taxonomy places the organism in Eukaryota, Metazoa, Chordata, Actinopteri, Batrachoidiformes, Batrachoididae. Gene Ontology annotation, biological process: protein phosphorylation. Bases 41 to 2227 code for a protein of 728 amino acids. Gene Ontology annotation, molecular function: protein kinase activity; protein binding; ATP binding.
ACGGAUACUCGCUAGCAUUGAGGGCUUGUAUUGGAUCAAAAUGCACCUAUUAUUAACUUUCUUUUCUUCCUCCUCUCUUCUUAUUUGUCACCGGUGGUGUGCGGUGGUUCGUCUGUCUGGAAUAAAAACUGUCACCCACACCUUAAAUAAGGACAUUUCAAGAUGGAACGUAAAGAAUGAUCAUUCGUGGAAACACGGGGGACUUUUGAAAAUGUCCAACCCAAAAGCACGACCAGGUGAAAAGAAGUCCCUGAAGUCCUCAGGAAUCCAGAUCACGGCUUCUCGUGAUCUCAGGAGGCUUUUGUCCCUGCUCACCAAACGCAACCCCAGAGAAGAGGCAGCCUGCAGCAGAGGACUACAACAGCAAAACGCACAAACCAGCGACAAAGACUUCAAUACGGAAGCCUCAGAGCUGGAAAAAUUCAGCAUUACAUACAAAGCGCAAAGAUGUUUUACCAGCCACCCACUGCAUAAGCUCUUCUCUGACAUUUUCAGUUCACGUGUCAAGAACCGACUGUGCAGUGACUGGAUUGAUUCUGCGCCCCCUGAAUCAAUCCACAGAGUUUUGAUCUGCUUACGAUUAUUCAUCAGAGAUCCACAUUAUCAGAUAAUGUUUCAUCACGUCAAAGGGAUUAAUUCCCUCGCCUCGUAUAUGGAGUCUGUCACUGUCAUGUACCUUGCUUGUGAUGAACAUGCAUUUACUGGGGAGAUGUUGGUUACUAUGGCCUAUGUGUUUCAGAAGCUGUCUGCAGCUCAGGAUCAAAGGAUAUGGGUCAUCGAGAGUAAUGUUCACAGGACUCUGGUGAAGCUCCUAUCUGCAACAGAUAGUAACGUGUUACUGGGGGCCUUACUGGCUCUCACCACCUUGGCUGAGAGCCCAGUAUGCAAAGAGAAGAUUGGGGAGCUUCCAGUAGUGGAGAACUUGCUUGUAAUACUGCAGGAAUAUGAUUUGCUGUCAAAGAGGCAGAGCUCCCCGGUGCAUGAGGUGAGGAACCAGGUGAGAGAGCUGGAGGGACUACCAGUGCUGCUGAGUCUGCUGCACGGUCAGCACCUGAAGUUGCUGUGGAGUGUCACCUGGGUCCUGGUCCAGCUCUGUGAGGAACCUGAGAUGCGGAUGGAGAUUCGGAGCUGGGGUGGAGUGGAGCAACUGCUCAGGCUACUAAACAGUGACAGAAAGUAUGUCUCAGACCCGUCAUUGAUUGACACCCUCUCCAGUGCCAAUGCAGUUGGUCGUAUACAGAGAGAGCACAUCAGACAGGAGCUGAGCCCACAAGAGGAGUUGGACAACACAAUGGCUCUUCAGUCAGCCUGCUGUGCGAUGCUGACUGAACUUUGUCUGGAUGACACGUCUGCUCACCAUAUUGUGCAGGAAAAUGGCAUCUAUGUGAUGGCAAAAUUGAUUUUACCACAAAGCUCUGGACCAAAGGCUGCAUCUUUACAGUGCUAUGCAUUCCGGGCCCUUCGAUUUCUCUUUAGUGUGGAAAGAAAUAGACAUCAUUUUAAAAGACUGUUUCCCACAGACUUAUUUGAGCUGUUUAUUGAUGUUGGCCAUUAUGUACGGGACCUCACGGCCUAUGAAGGACUGCAAACCAAAGUUUCACUGUACACUCAGGAUGAAUAUGUUAGUUUAAAUGAGUCAACACGAUUGAUUGAUCAGAACCGGCCCCCUCUUAAGGUGAUCAGUGGCUACUCCGUUUUGGACCAUCUGGGCACUGGAGCCUUUGGAAGUGUCUUCAAGGUACAACAGCAGAGUACACAGAAUUUCCUGGCUUUGAAGGAGGUGAACCUUCAUAACCCAGCUUUUGGCAAAGACAAGAAGUCCAGAGACAUUAACGUGGAAAAGAUCAUCUCUGAACUAACUAUUGUCAAGGAACAGAUGACACACCCAAACAUAGUUAAAUAUUACAAGACAUUUUUUGAAGGUGAGAAGCUCUACAUUGUGAUGGAGCUGAUUGAAGGCGUGUCCCUGGCUGAACAUUUUAACUCCCUGAAGGAGAAGCAACAGAAGUUCACGGAAGAGAGAAUUUGGAAUAUAUUUGUACAGAUGUGUUUGGCUUUGAGGUACCUGCACAAAGACAAGAGAAUAGUCCAUCGUGACCUCACACCUAACAACAUCAUGCUCGGAGAGAAAGACAAAAUCACCAUCACUGACUUUGGGCUGGCUAAACAGAAACAGGAGAACAGCAAGCUCACGUCAGUGGUUGGCACUAUCCUUUACUCAUGGUGAGGAAACCUUUUAAAUGAAAGC